Molecule: messenger RNA, 576 nt
Organism: Aspergillus glaucus CBS 516.65
Lineage: Eukaryota; Fungi; Ascomycota; Eurotiomycetes; Eurotiales; Aspergillaceae
Exons: 1
Coding region: 1-576 (191 amino acids)
Source: RefSeq, a predicted model, not a curated record
AUGGCAACCUACCUCUCCUUCCCAAUCCUUGAAGUCCUUGUCAAAUCAGUCGAGGACUCUCCCACCUCCGCAAACGUCGUGAAAGCAGCAGCAUCAGGCAUCCUCAGCCACUACUUCCCCGCAUCCAACGGCUUCGCAAUCGCCCCAGCCUCACAAUCACAAUCACAAUCACAACCGAGCCGAGAUACCCUCACUCUCCGCAUCCAGCGCCAUCGCCAUGGCCCGGGAUAUUCAGCUCCAAACCCAGAUCGCCAAGAACUUGUCGACCACAUCGUCACCAUCGCCAAAGCCGACUAUGACACUGAAACCAACGAGGUUGAAGACUUGUACACUACGUUGAAGGACCUCGAGAAUACUCUCGACCACGCCAACACAGAAUCCGGGAGAUGUUGGGGGUUGAUGGUGUAUGCUACUACUCUUACGUUCUAUGAGUAUCAUCGGGAUUCGCCUGAGGAUCGUCGGCUUGUUUUCAGGGGACCGUACCAUGUGCGCUGUGAUGAUUUUGUGAUUGAUCGGGAGUUGAGAUAUUUGGCGCGGUCUGAUGCUUCGUUUGCUCGGGAUAGUGGGAACAAGUGA